AUGAUUGAACCUUCCAAUUAUUUACAACAAGUGGAAACGCUUUUAAAACUAUACAAUAUAAAAGAAUUUGAUUCCUCACAAUGUCAAAACCGUGAAUUGAUCGCACGUGGAGGAUUUUCUUUGGUAUAUUCUACUACGUUCCAAAAAAAGUCAUACGCUUUAAAGCGUCUAUAUAAAAACGAUAACCAAGCGCUUAAAUUAUUAAAACGUGAGAUUAAACUUCUUCACAAAGUUGAACAUCCAAACGUCAUAAAAUUUUACGGCAUUUCAAGGGAACAAGCACCACAACGUGAUAACAUUAUCGAAAUUAUGCUUGUCUUGCAAUUAGCUAAUGGCGGAAAUUUACAAGAUCAUCUAGCAAAAAAACAACAUAUAGGUCUUUAUAAAAUUUCUUGGACUGAACUAGUCCAAAUAGCAAUGGAUAUUGCAAGCGGAGAUAUUUCGGAAGGUUUACGAGAAAAGGAGAUUACUAAUACGCCUCAAAAAUAUGUUGAUCUCUACAAUCAGUGCUGGUCUUCAGAUCCAUCCCAACGUCCAACAGUAGACAUCGUUUUAAGUAUACUUAAAAAGCUACAAACAGAAAAAGCCGAAUUCAUUUCACAUAUAAUAAGUGAAAAAUGGAUAAAGCAUUUCGGCUUACAUAAAGGUAGAAACUUUAAUGGAAAUGGCUUUGUUCUGGGAACAGGAAUUAUUCUAGGAGAUAAUGGUUUUUUAGAAAUGGAAAAAAUACGGCAGCCAAUACCAAUUAUCUAUCUUCCGAAAGAAAAUGAAAUAGAAACAGAACAUGAUAACAUACAUAUCCACAUUCCAAUGUUAACUUUACAUUAUGAAUGUGACCCGACAAAAAAAUUUAUUCAGGAUAUUAAAGAGGUGCUUGAUAUUAAAGAUGAAACUGAGAAAAAAACCAAACUUGAUGAGAAAUUAAAUUAUUAUGGUGAAUAUGUAGUUACUUCGGCAACUAUUGGUGGUGUCAUCGAAAUUAAAAAUUGGUCUGAAUUUGAUGACGCAAGAAGAUCGCGUUUAAAAACAUAUCUUCAAUGGAGCAUUGAUUAUGCGAAGGGCAUAAAAGUAAACAACUUUGAAAAAGCAUCGAUUGAAGACUUGCAUUUAUUUACCAAUUCCAAAAGCAUGAAAAAUGCUGAAAAUUUAUACAAAUGGGUUAAGGACUUACAUAAUCCUAAUUCUUUGGAGAUUAUAUCAUAUGAAAAAUUCAAACCUACUAUUCAAUUAUUACCAGAAGAUUUAAUUCUUAAAUGUUCUAAUCGUGAACAUACUGAUGAAUCUGAAUUAAUUUCAAAAACUCGCUCUCGCUAUGAUAAAAUAAAUAUAUCAGAGUGGGUAACAUCACCGGCACUUCCAUUAUAUACGUGUGAUUGGAUUCAAGAUAAUUUAUUACAACAUGGCAUAAUUUUACAGCGCUCAAAAGCAGGAAGAGCUAAGAAGGCUGCUUUUAAAUUUUUAAAGGAACCGAAAAUAACUCCGAUAAAUAAAAUUACUAUCAUCUUAUCGCAACAUAAAACACGUCAGGAAGAAUAUUUAUUAGAGAAUGGUAUAAUUUUAAAAAAAGAGGAAAAAAUAGAACUUGAUAAAAUUCCUUCUGCAGAGCAUAGUUCAACACUUAAUAUUCCUUUGGAAGACUUUACAAAAAAACAACCUUCUAAUGCAAUUUAUUGCCAAGUAAUUUUUCAGACGAUAAAAAUUUCUUUCGACCUAUUGGACAUUGAAUAUUUACAAGAAUUUACAAAUACAGUAGAUUCUGCACUUCAGGAUCAGAAUGAAUCCUCUAGAUCUAAAACUCUUUGUAAGUUAUUCGGCGAAGAUUAUGGACAUUUAUUGCCAAGAACUUUUACUUUAGGUGGAGUUUUGUCAAAAAAAUAUAUAUCAAAUAAUCACCCUCUUAACAUCCAAACACAACGAUUGGAUCUUAAAUCCGAUGAUCCCAAUGCGCAUUCAAAAAUCGAGCAGCUUUUAGAAGCAUGGAAUAAUGAAUUUAAAGAUGUUAACACUUUUUAUUUUCUUAAUAAUGAGGGAGAUGUUAUUUAUCGUAACAAAAUCGGUGAUUGGUUAAAAACUCUCGCAGAUGAACCCAAAAUUUGGUGCACUAUAUCUUGGGAAGAUUGGAUACAAUUAUAUAAAACUAGUCCAUCUGAUAACAUUUCGUUUAAUGGGUCUGUUUCUUCAGUGUCGACGAAUGAGUAA
Cetraspora pellucida is the source of this 2199-nucleotide messenger RNA. NCBI's taxonomy places the organism in Eukaryota, Fungi, Glomeromycota, Glomeromycetes, Diversisporales, Gigasporaceae. The record is from the annotation of a GenBank genome assembly.